Molecule: messenger RNA, 1463 nt
Organism: Prorocentrum cordatum
Lineage: Eukaryota; Dinophyceae; Prorocentrales; Prorocentraceae
Source: the annotation of a GenBank genome assembly
AUGCCCGACCUGAUUCUAAGAGGCUUCAAGGAGCCACGGACCUCGGCUCCCGACGGCUUGGAUGACUUCAAGCAGCACUUUGUGGGCACUGUGCCAUUGCAGGCGACAGAUCUGUAUUUUAGCCUCCUCGUUUACAAAAUGAAGCCAGAAUUCCCUUCGAUCCUUGCUAUCUUUGAACAGGUAAUCUCUGCCCCAGACAUGAAAUAUAUUGUUUGGGACGAGUGGAAGAGACUCAUCCUUUCGAAUUCGAUGACUUUCAAAGACUCCGUCAUCCAUGAUAUGUGGCUCGUGAUGGACUUCCAGCGGUCUGGCAGGGUUUCGCUCACGGACUUCAUCGCAGCGUGGCACGUUCACGACGUGGAGAUUUCCGAUCCAUGGAUCGCCCAGUUGGCAGGCACGCUGCGCCUCGACUACUACGGCAUGAGCGCGGAGGAGGUGCAGGAGCGCCUGCGCGGCUGGGACGGCAGGCUGGACCUCGCCGAAAGCGGCGCCGACACCGGCCUGGAGCGCCUGGACGCGCACAGCAGGCGCACAGACGGCCGCGCCGAGACGGAGGACCUUCCGGUCCAGAAGGCGCACAGGAAGGCUUUGCUGGACAGAGUCUCUCUCAACGAGACCGAGUACCACGAGGUCGGGGGCAGCGAGGAUGGCGAUUCCGACGCGAGCUUGCAGAGCUUCGAGCUGUCGGAGUGGAGUGAUGAAGAGGUCGCAUUUGACGCACAGGCGAUCCGCCAUCGACAACGCGAGGCCGAGAACGCGAUGAAUUCGGACUUGCAUAAGAGAAGGAUAAUCGUGGAUAGUGAUGCGGCUAUGAAGAAAUUAAUGGAAUUACCACCCGAUGAAUUUAACAGGCAGAGAGACUUGCAAGGGAUGGGCGAGGCUCUGGCAUUGAAACAGCAGGCAAAAAAGUCGAAUGAUACAACAUUUGGCGGUUCUUCAGGCGUAGACGCAGGUGCCGGCGUCGGUAACGACACCUUCGCCGUGCGACAAUCCCUCCGCGAGGUGUACCGAAGUAUGCCUAUGCCAGACUUCCUUGGAUUAGUGAAUUUAUUGCUGCGGGGGCUUCAGACGAUCAAGCACUCGCAAUUCAAUAAUGAUACUUACUGGCACGUUCGCAAUCCUGCCUUUGCGCACGCCAUGGGCACGGAGGGCACGAACAUGUACACGCGGCGAUUGUUGAUGCAGAUGGGGUUCGCAUUGAUCAACGAAACGUACUGGGUCUGGCCCAGCGCCCACUUGGACAUGAAGGCGACUUCGUCUUGGGGCGUCUGCGAGGUGCCUUACGACUGCGCUGGCAGGGAGCCAAGACGGCUUGAUGACAUGAUCGAGUUGCUCAAGAAUUGCCAGAAAGAGCUGCGCCAGAACAGCACCCAGUUCAACGGCCACUUCAAGAUAACACGGGAGUGAGCGUUGGCGCAUGCAGCAGUGGGUGCACGCAGCAGUGUCGUGUGGCGUGGCUGCAA